CUUCAUGUAUUUAAGAAUAUAAGUCACACUUAGUAAAAUUCAAUAUGGUGGCCAAAGGAGUCUCUUGUUGAACAAUGGUUUGUUUUGACUAAAAUAUAAACUAAUCCGGAAAGAAUAAAGUAUUAAAAGAUGGGGAAAUUAAACGUUGCGAUCCUACGAUAUUUAUCGUCUGAAGAUUUUAGAGUGUUGACUGCUGUAAGUGUAUGUUAAUAAAUAUACGUAUUAAUAUGUCAUGUUUGGUGACUUUGGUGAAGUAUUGAAAUUUAUUACGAAGUGACCAGCUGGCAGCCGGCUAUUUAAAAAAACUGCCGGCUAUAUAGUGACUAUAGUUAAAAUAUACUAAACCUUACCCUAUAAACGGAUAAACCAGUAAAAUGUCUAAUAAACAAUUUAAGAGUUAAAACUUAAAACAAGUCGGGAAGUUUUAUAGGAAGUGGACAGUGGUUUAUAUUUGUCCAGUUAUGGGAACCAACAAGCUUUGGCUAUUUGUCUGGCACAACUAUUUUCUUCGUUCUGUCAGCAUGCUAAAAUAACAUCAACUAAAUGCCUAAAUAUCAUUAAUUUUCAAGAAAAUCCUUGGUAGCCGAGUGGUUAUAACUCGCCAUAUAUCAAAUAUGUGAGCUCUGUGGAUCGACCUGCAAGCAGGUGGCCUGAUCAGUUAGCGUUUAGAGGUUAAUAGGGAAGGGGUUAGGUGCGGGUAAGGUUUUGGUUUCAUUGUGUGAAACAACUGCUGGCCAUUUAAACGAACCAAUCAAAUUAACUCACAGACAAAUAGCCAACGAUAAUUGGUUUCUGUGACAGGACAAAUAACCACAUUGUUUACAAAAUAGCUGGCAGCCAGCUAUAUCUGUGGUCACUUAGAAUUUAUAAAUAUCAAUUUAAUAUUAUUAAUACAAUAAACUUAAAACUGUGUGUUUAAUUGAGUGUAGAAAUGUUUGCAAAAUAAUUGAAUGCUCCUUUUGGAGUUACAGUCCUGAAUAUAAAACACGUUAUUAGGAUAUUUGCUAUGUUGGUGUAGUGUACUCAGGUGAAUAAGAUGCUUGUGAUGUUACUCUGAGUGUAUAUCCACACCGGUUAGGUUGAGAUGGGUAUGAAGAACCAUGAAGUUGUUCCAACACCAUUGUUGGCCUCCAUUGCAAACUUAAAACAUGGCGGAUGUCACAAAAUCACCCGAGAGCUGGUCAAACAUAAACUGCUGGCUUACGAGAAGGGAAAAGCCUGUGAGUAGUGUGUGCUCACUUUGAGAACAUAAUCUUUUUCUAGUUUGUAUAUUAUCAAUUACCGUACUAUCAAUUGCUCCCUAAUGCAACUUACUUUAUUAUUUCACUUGGUCUACUUGUCAAGGGGAAAGUGGCAGACUGUGCUGGCAUUCAAUGGGUUAAUACAAGUGAAAAUGUGUCUUAUACAUGUUAUUGAAAUGGUUAUAGAUGAAGGUUACAAACUGACAUUUGGUGGCUACGACUAUCUAGCAUUAAAAGCACUUACAAAUAGAAACAUAAUUCAUUCAGUGGGAAACCAAAUUGGAGUAGGCAAAGAGUCUGGUAUGUUUUGUACAUGUGUUCACCAUUGGGUCAUUCCAGAAAACAUCCAUAUCUCCCCCACAGAGGAAAUUGGAAUGUCCUAAUACACUUGCUAUUAGCACUUGCUAUUAUCAGAAACAAAUUUUUCUCCCAGAAAUUCCCUCCUUGGGGCGAGUGUGGAUCUUUUCUGGAACAACCCAUUAUACAGAUUAUCUCACUGUUGAAACACAUAUUUGAUAAUUUCCUUAAUGUAACCUUGCAAACUAUUUUCUACUGUAUACUAGAUAUUUAUAUUGUUGCCAAUGAAGAUGGGAAACAAUUUGCGUUAAAGUUGCAUCGGUAAGAACAAUACUGUACUGGAUAGAGUUGUUGCAUAUAGAAAAGUUAGUUUAGGUUGCAUAACUUGCAUUGUGUAGUAACAUUGGAUCAAUAAGAGAUGGCUCUUACUGGAUCUCUAGGAAGAACAGUUUAGAACUGAUGGACCUAUGUGACUUAGUUAGUGUAGUUCUAUAGUUAUCAAGUAGCUUUGAAUAUUUUAUACAAUGUGUCUUUAUGUUUUACAGCCUAGGUAGGACAUCUUUCCGAAAGCUGAAAGAAAAGCGUGAUUAUUUAAAACAUCGAAAGAAUUAUUCCUGGCUAUAUCUAUCCAGACUGGCCGCUAUAAAAGAGUUUGCUUAUAUGAAGGUGAUUCAGCUCAUUUGUUCAGCUCUAAUAACUGGACAACAUUAGUUUUGUAAAAACCAAAAUUAUUAUGUAUGUAUUUGAAUUUCAGGCUCUUCAUGACAUUGGCUAUCCUGUACCAAAACCUGCAGAUUUCAACCGUCAUUGUGUUGUGAUGGAGCUAGUCAAUGGCACUCCAUUGUAAGAAUUGCAUUCCUGUAUAGUUGAACCUCUCUUUCCAUACACCUCUCUAAUAGACACACCCCUCUAAUGGCCACACCUCUUUAAUAGACACACCUCUUUAAUAGACAUACUGUACCUCUCUAACAGACACACCUCUCUAAUGGACACACAUCUCUAAUAGACACACCUCUCUAAUAGACACACCUUUCUAAUGGCCACACCUCUCUAAUAGACACACUUCUCUAAUGGACACACCUCUCUAAUAGACACACCUCUCUAAUAGACACACCCCUCUAAUAGACACACCCCUCUAAUACACCCCCCCUCUAAUAGACACACCUCUCUAAUAGACACACCUCUCUAAUAGACACACCUCUCUAAUGGACACACCUCUCUAAUAGACACACCUCUUUAAUAGACCAAAUUUUCUAAUGACCAAACUUUCUAAUAGGCCCACCCAUGUGACAAACGCACCUCUCUGAUGACCGAAUUGUCUAACAAACACAUCCUCUAAUUUCAAUACCUCUUUAAGAUGGACACCUCUCUAUGGAUAGUUUCUUAUGUCCAAAAUUCCAACAUAUUGUCUUUCAAAGUCAUAAAACUCUAAGACGGACAAAUUGUCAUAACCCAGCCAUUGUCUUAAUAUUCUCAAUUCGUAUUUUACUUUGUUAGAUGUCAGGUGCAAAGCCUAGAUGAGCCUGGUUCUAUUUACAAUGAAUUAAUGGAGCUUAUAGUUCAACUAGGAAGCUACGGUCUUAUUCAUUGUGAUUUUAACGAAUUCAAUAUUAUGAUCAGCGAUACUCGAAAAAUUACCAUCAUUGAUUUUCCGCAAAUGGUCUCAAUUUCACAUAUCAAUGCUCAAUGGUAUGAGCAUAUUUUCAUAUAUUACCUAAUGAUUAAAGACACAGUUCAGCCUUUUGAAUGAUGGUUUUUAAGGCGCAUUUCAGCCCUCUUAAUUGAAAAAAACUAACUAGGAAGAUCAAUGAAGCAUACUCCAAGAUCAGCAAACUUAAUGUUUUUAACAUUUUAAAACUUUUUUAUUGUUAAAAACAUUGAGUUCACUGAUCUUGAAUUACGUACAAUUGAUUUUCCUAGUUAGUUUUUUCAAUUAAAAGGGCUGAAAUGCGCCUUAAAAACCAUCAUUCAAAGAAGCCAUUGCUUUUUGUUUCCAGGUAUUUUGAUCGUGACGUACAAUGUAUAACGACAUUUUUUCGCAGACGAUUUGACUACGAAAGUGAACUCUAUCCAAAGUUUAGCGAUGUUAAGUACGUUUAUCAUUGAAGUGUUUCCUGGUUUCACGCAAAUACUGUAGUGCAUAUUACAUAUUUGUAUUCUUGCCGUUUCUAGACGGUUACACAACUUAGAUGUGGAUAUCGCAGUCAGUGGAUUUAGCAAGGGACAGAAGGAUGAACUGCACGAGGUAACGUCUUUUAAAGCUGCGAGAUUUUCCUAAAGAAUGUGAUGUUAUACAGAACUCGCUGCAUUUAAUAGUAAAGCAUGGUUAGAUCAUGCAAAACAGUACAUGUUCUUGAACGUGGGCUAUCCUGAGGGGAUCUGAUGUUGUACAGAACUCACAGCGAUCUUGUUUCUCAUUUUUUUUAAUUUCACUAGUCCGUGGAUCAGUUUGAAAGUCUUUGUGAGAUUGAGGAGAACGAAGUCGAAAACAAUAACGACGAAAUAUCAUCAGAUGAAGACAAUGUAGAGCAUUCAAGCGACAAUGAAGAACAUACAGACACCUCCACUGGAAAUUACAUGGAUGAGAAUCUGGACCAACUUGCAACAAAAGGUAGAUGAGCUUUGAAGGUAGAAAUUAUCAUACAAGCAGUCAGAGCAAUGAUUGAUUGGAUAGCAAGGAGAACAGUGGGGUUUUCAAAACAAUGAAAAGACAAUAGAAAAUUCUGAUCACUGGAUCAUGACUGCCUGGCACUAUUGUUGUGCUAAGUGUUAUGCAAAAGGUCAUUAUUACAUAUUUCGUUUCCAGGUGAGAAUUCGGACACAGCAAGCGAAGAAUCAGAUUUAGAAGACCUGAGCCAACAGAAUCAGACGUACCAACCUUACAGAGACGAGAACCCAGACCCCCAGACCUCGGAGGAGAAACAUCACCACCAGGAAACUGGGGCCAACACUAUGGAACCGGAAGUAAUAAGAAAGAAAGUGAAGCAGUCAUUGGCUAAGAAACAACAGAAGGCACGAAGGACGAAACGUGGUGAGGCGGGUGUAGUGACCCGCAAGCGAAGAGAGAAUCGCAGUGCUAUUAAACAAAGUAAUGAUGGUAUUUGGUAAUAUGGAAAAAAUAUUUUAAGCGCAAAAAAUAUCCAUUUUCAAACAUGUAAAUUUGUGUAGAUUAGCCAUCAAACACUGGUAAAUGAGGUGUUAUAGUAAGCGAAUUUCGGAAGCAUGUCCGUUUGUCAUUCAAGUCACUCCCAGGUCAUUUAAAUCCUUGGCUACCUUUAGUUCAUUCUAAUCAGCGAAUGCAUGUUAAUGUCCGUUUCCUCACAAAUAUAAUUUAAAUGCUUGGUUAUCUUUGUUCCAUUCUAUGUUUACAUUAUCAGAACAGAGGUGACUAGGCAUGCGAAUUGAAUUAGUCAAUUGUAAAGAAUGCAGAAACGUGCUGGUUUGUUUUUCGUAUUUCGCGACGGUAUGACGCAUUCGAGUAUCGCUGCUGCAUAAUACAAGGAAAGGAUUAUAUAAAUACCAAACAAAUUACUAAUGCUCAAUAAAAAACUUUACUUACCAUUUUCCAACACGAGAUGUAUUCUGCGUCUUCCAAUCUGCUCCGAACUAUUUCGCCUAAUGAAAAUGAACGUUUAAAAUACAAUUGAUACUUACUGUCUUAUCCAAAGAAGCCACCACCAAUGCCUUAGUCUCGAGAAAGGAUUAGAGAGCUUUAGAUACGACUUCCACUACCGCUACCACAAAGGGGCCAUUAACCAAUCAGAUGCGUUUAAUGUACCCGAUUAACCAAUCAGAUGUGUUUAAUGUACCCGAUUAACCAAUCAGAUGCGUUUAAUGUACCCGAUUAACCAAUCAGACGCGUACUAAGCCAGUGAGAGGUAGUGGUAGUGGAAGUCAAAUCUGAACCUCUCUAAUAUUUGCAGUUUGACUCUACCACUACCACUCUGCAGGUACUCCAUUUCCUGCUGUAAUAACAACACUGGACCGAUAAAGCCUGCGCUAUCAUUGUUUACAGCUGUUGAUGCAUACAUUUUUUGUGAAUUAUUUGGUUGAACUGCUAAAUAACCUGCCGACAUAGCGCAAGUAUAUGUAGGGAUUAUCCUCACCGAACCUUUAGGGAUAGCUAUUUAGGAUGAAUAAAGUUUGCAUCACCUUGGCUUUAGAGCCUCGUUUUCGUGUUUGAGACGUUGCACGAAAACGAGGCUCCAUAGCCAAAGUGACAUACUUUUACGUAUUACUGUCGAUGCAAUAGAAGUGUUGAUAAAAUAUUGCAUCAAUUCAUUUCCUCAAGUUGAUCAAUUCAUACGAAUUCAAAUUUCUUUUUACUUCCUGUACGUUUCCUAUUGGUCUAUCGGUUCUGUAACGAAAUCUAAUUGGCUCAUCUAGACUAACAGGAAGUUGAUCAAUUUUCCAUCAAAUGAAUUGAUCAACUUGAGGAACGGAAUUGGUGCAAUAUUUUAUCAACACUUCUAUUGCAUCGACAGUAAAUGAUAGUUUGACAAAAUAAUGUCUUGCCAUUAGCAUGUAUAUACAAGUUUGUAUAUUGUAUAAUUCUACAAUUGGAAGUAUUAAAAUGUACAUGAGAUAUAGUACAUCUACGUGUUUAUUUACACAGGAAUUAUUUAAGAACUAGAAGACUGGAGAAUUUAGAAUAAAUAGACGGUCCUCUUCGUUCUGCAAAGAAGCAAAAAGGUUGCCAUUAGAAAUUUGCUCUCUUUG
Molecule: messenger RNA, 6257 nt
Organism: Paramuricea clavata
Lineage: Eukaryota; Metazoa; Cnidaria; Anthozoa; Malacalcyonacea; Plexauridae
Source: the annotation of a GenBank genome assembly